Messenger RNA from Lolium rigidum, 1347 nucleotides. Its product is annotated as cytidine deaminase 1-like. Bases 160 to 1113 code for a protein of 317 amino acids. Gene Ontology annotation, molecular function: cytidine deaminase activity; zinc ion binding. Gene Ontology annotation, cellular component: cytosol. The record is from RefSeq and is a predicted model, not a curated record. Lineage: Eukaryota; Viridiplantae; Streptophyta; Magnoliopsida; Poales; Poaceae. The transcript has a single exon.
ACCAGCACCACCAAGUUUCCCCCUCCUCGCUCUCCUCUCCUCCACACUUUGAGGAAACAUCCAAACACUCCUUCUCCACGGACGAAAUACUCGAUUUUUACAGUACAGGAUAGGAAAAUCAUCAUACUGGUAACCAUAGUUUGAAGUCAGAUCUGAGCAAUGGGGGAGGAGAAGAUGAUGACAGCGAAUUCCGAGGCGGCUGCGCCGGCGGCGGCGGUCGAGCUGCCGGGGUUCGUGAUGAGCGCGGAGGAGGCCGAGCGCGCGGCGGCGGCGGCCGGGGUAGGGACGGUGGAGGACCUGCUGCCCCUGCUGGUCCCGUCGGCGAUGCGGCUGGCGCGGCCCCCGAUCUCACGGUUCCCCGUGGGCGCGGUCGGACUGGGCGAGAGCGGGCGCGUGUACGUCGGCGUGAACCUCGAGUUCCUGGGCGUGCCCCUGUCCCAGGUGGUCCACGCCGAGCAGUUCCUGAUCACGAACGCCGCCGCCGCCGGGGAGCGCGCGCUGCGCGCCAUCGCCGUCUCGCACAUGCCCUGCGGCCACUGCCGGCAGUUCCUGCAGGAGAUCCGCGGCGCCGCCGGGAUCCGCAUCCUGGUGACCUCCGACGCCGACGACGGAUGCGCGCCCGAGUGGCGCGCGCUGGCGUCGCUCCUGCCGCGGCCCUUCGGCCCGCACGACCUCCUCCCCAAGGACGCGCCCCUCGUGCUGGAGCCGCACGACAACCCCCUCGGCGACCCCGUCGACGCCGUCGCCAAUGGCUUCGCCGGCGGCGACCUGGAGGCGCGCCUGAGGGAGGCGGCCGAGGCGGCGGCGCGCGCGGCGCACGCGCCGUACAGCGGGUGCCCGGCGGGGUUCGCGGUGGCGGACGGCGAAGGGAAGGUGUACGCCGGGGGCUCCCUGGAGUCCGCGGCGUACAACCCGACGCUCGGGCCGGUGCAGACGGCCAUCAUUGCGAUGGUUGCCGGCGGGGGCGGCCCCGCCGGGGACGUGGUGGCGGCGGCGCUGGUGGAGAAGGACGGGUCGGUGACGGCGCAGGAGGCGACGGCCAGGAUCUUCCUGGCCGGCGUGGCGCCGCAGGCGACCUUCCACGUGUACAAGUAUAGAUCGUCCGAUGUGUGAUGCACGGCUCCUGGUGGAGGCGAGAUGGGACGAGAUAAUGUUCAUAAUCCAUAACAAGAAUAAGAAGAUGAGAAAGAAUCUUUGUGCAGAUGGGUGAGCUGUAAAUUCGACAUGGCGCUCGUGAUCGGACACCGAGAGCUGGGACCUUGAGUGAUUACUAUUCUUCUGUUCAUGUGUGUGAUAUCAGAAAAAAAACACUCUAAAUAAACAGGUGGUGGAGUAUUUUUCUUGGAA